Molecule: messenger RNA, 435 nt
Organism: Penicillium argentinense
Lineage: Eukaryota; Fungi; Ascomycota; Eurotiomycetes; Eurotiales; Aspergillaceae
Exons: 1
Coding region: 1-435 (144 amino acids)
Source: RefSeq, a predicted model, not a curated record
AUGGGGGAAGAGGAGUUUCUCGAGGCGUUCAAGCGCCAUGUGCUGAGGGACUCAGUCCCAAGUCCCUUUGUCUCUACCCUCUCCUCCCUACUCACACCAAUCCACCGUGCUCUCCAUCGUCAAGACGGGGCAUCAGUGGCCGUUAUUGAUAGCUCUAAACUGUCAGUGGAAAAGAAGCUUUACAAAGCCGUGCGCCUAGUCGAGUUGACAAACACCUCCCUAAAGAACUGGAAGGGAUAUGGUGAGUAUGAGGUUUGGGAAGAAACAAAUCCCUCCUCAAUCGUUUGCUCGUUUAGCAUAACCAGUCUCAUGGAAACUGGUGAAAGAGAUGCAGACAUUGGUCGGUUCCUGCAGAUUCCAAUGAUUCGCAGCAAACGGUACUGUACCCGCUUCCUGCGUAGCAAGCUCGCUCAGAACAUCAAAUCAUACAAGUGA